This is a messenger RNA of Micropterus salmoides (largemouth bass), 999 nucleotides long. Its product is annotated as duodenase-1-like. Gene Ontology annotation, biological process: proteolysis. Gene Ontology annotation, molecular function: serine-type endopeptidase activity. The record is from RefSeq and is a predicted model, not a curated record. Lineage: Eukaryota; Metazoa; Chordata; Actinopteri; Centrarchiformes; Centrarchidae.
CUUGACUUGCUGGCAUCAUGCAGGGUCUUAACAAGCUUCUUUUCUUUCAUGUUCUGACAUGUCUUGGACAGAAUGCACUUAGAGGUAAAAUCAUAGAUGGGGACAGAGCCCCGGAGAUGAUGCUGUAUAUGGCCUCUCUGCAGAACAUCCGUGGUCAUGUCUGUGGGGGAUUCCUUAUAAGUGAAGAAUUUGUUGUCUCUGCUGCACACUGUGACUGCUUGAAUCAUUCAAGUGUUGUUCUUGGCACCCACAAUCUCAAGUCUGCAAGAACAGAGAGAUCUAUUGAAAAGAAGUGUAUUCCCCCAUCUUAUGAGAAUGUUGGUGGAGGGAAUGACAUCAUGCUCCUCAAGCUGUCUAGUGCAGUUCAGCUGAACGAGAGAGUACAGCUUAUCCAACUUCCCAGAACUGAAAUUAGCAUGAAAGAUGGAGAAAAGUGCAGUGUGUCUGGAUGGGGUAAGACUGAAACUGGUGGUGCAGUUGUUGAUGACCUGAGAGUGGUGGAUGUGUCUGUCAUCAACCCACAAGUCUGUAAGAAGACAUGGCAGAAUCUUCCUGCCAAUGUUCUCUGUGCAGGUGGAUAUGACACAAAGAAAGGAUUCUGUCAGGGUGAUUCUGGUGGUCCUCUGCUGUGCAACGGGACAGCAGUUGGUAUCGUGUCUUUCAACAGAAAUUACACCUGCAACUAUCCAGAUGUACCCAACGUCUACACAGACAUAUCGAAAUACCUGCCCUGGAUUAACAAGAUUCUUGAGGAAAAGAACUGUUAAAUAAAACAAGUUUACGAUGAUGAUACACAGAGUAACUUUUAGAGCAAUGUUGCCGUCAAUGGUAAUGAGUAAAGAUUACUACCGUGAUCCUCUCCCCCCACCACUCCACCACUCCACCACUCCACCACUCACUCCGCCCGUCGCUUUCAAAACACAGUCAGACUGGCCACCAGCAAGAUUGCUCAAAACGUUGCCCCGUGUAUCAUCAGGUUUACACAGAGAUUUGCUUCAG